Messenger RNA from Neopsephotus bourkii (Bourke's parrot), 1294 nucleotides. RefSeq names its product ubiquitin conjugating enzyme E2 F (putative) (gene UBE2F). Gene Ontology annotation, cellular component: nucleus. Gene Ontology annotation, molecular function: NEDD8 transferase activity. Gene Ontology annotation, biological process: protein neddylation. The coding region runs from base 109 to 810 and encodes 233 amino acids. The transcript is spliced from 10 exons. NCBI's taxonomy places the organism in Eukaryota, Metazoa, Chordata, Aves, Psittaciformes, Psittacidae. The record is from RefSeq and is a predicted model, not a curated record.
GAGGUGGUUCUCCGCCGCCCGCCGCCCGCCGCCCCCUGCCAGCGCUGGAGAUGGUGUUGGCCGCGGGAGCCGGGCCCUGACGCCGUGCUCAGACUGAAGACAGCAGUAAUGCUAACUCUGGCAAGCAAGUUGAAGCGGGAUGAUGGUGUCAGAGGACCCCGUGCAUCCAAUCCAGCUUCUGAUUCAACUCGAAGGGUGUCUGUUCGGGAUAAAUUACUUGUUAAAGAGGUUGCAGAACUUGAAGCUAAUUUACCUUGUACAUGUAAAGUGAAUUUUCCUGACCCAAACAAGCUUCAUUACUUUCAGCUAACUGUAACCCCAGAUGAGGGCUAUUACCAAGGUGGAAAGUUUCAGUUUGAAACUGAAGUUCCUGAUGCCUACAAUAUGGUGCCUCCGAAGGUAAAGUGCUUGACAAGAAUCUGGCAUCCAAACAUUACAGAGACAGGAGAAAUCUGCUUAAGUUUAUUGAGAGAACAUUCAAUUGAUGGCACAGGCUGGGCUCCAACUAGAACAUUAAAGGAUGUUGUCUGGGGGUUAAACUCAUUAUUUACUGAUCUUCUGAAUUUUGACGAUCCUUUGAAUAUUGAGGCUGCAGAGCAUCACUUGCGUGACAAGGCAUUUGAGUAUACAUUUGGGGACUCAGGUUCUGCAGUGAUUCUUUCUGUUCAGAAAAGCUCAGGUCUUUCACCUUGCCAUUUCUCCAGAACCAUCCCAAACUUCACAGAAACAGAAAGAGCAGCUGGCAGUGGCAUCUUCAGUGCAGAUCAACACCUUUGCUUAUUGAACCAACUGAGUAAUAUGAUCUACUAGCCUUCACAUGAGACACCAGCCAACAGCUGUGCUGGAAAGGAAUGAAGCAUCUUUUUCCUCACCUCCAAACUGCUUAGACUUUUUUUUUUUUUUAAUCUUUGGCUUUAUGUAAAACUCAAGGACAGGAGUGGCUUAAUCCUUUGAGAUUUAGGCUGCAGAGCCCAAGAGCAGAGGUAUCGUGACUGUUGUGGGAAGUGCAUCAUUUAUUGCAUUAACUUGUCUUGAUCAAAGCAUUUGGGUUGGUUCACUUCUUCAUAAAUGGAGAAUGAAUAACCUGCAAGAACAUUUCUUCCAGCUUUGAACUAAUUGGGUUUGUGUGGCUGGAAGCAAAAGCUUUCCUGUGGAUGUUCUUCACUGGAUUUUCUGCUUGUUAGAUUUAAUUGUUAGCAGUUAAAUAUCUUGAAGUAAGUCUGUCUGAGAAUUACAAAGAUUAUCCACUGGUCUGUAGUGACUGUUGAUGAAUUUGGGUACAAAACAGUUUGUU